AUGUGUCAAUUAACAGAGCUAGGAGUUGGCUCAGGAGCAAGUACCACCUUAAAUGGGAUGUGGGGGAGGAGCUGCUACAGAAAAGUCUUUAUGAUUCUCUUGUUUUUAUGUCCAGUUACCUACUCAGUGUCUGUGCAGGUGAAUACCAAGGCUGUCCUCUCCUGCUUUCCUUGCCCAGAAAAGGAUCUUAUAAUGAUAACGUGGGAAAUACAUCUCAGAAACAAAACUGCCUGUAUCACAGCUCACAGAGAAGACAAGAAGGAAACCAAGGAAACAAACUGUUCUGAUGAAGGAGUGAACUGGGAAUCCAGCCCUGAGUGGAGUCGCAACCCAGUGACCACUGAGAAUGAUGGAUAUUAUAAAUGUAUUUUUGUAACACCUGGUGGCAAUUUCCAAACUGUCUAUCACCUCAGUGUGUUAGUGCCUCCUGUAGUAACCCUGUCUGAGGAAGGGAAUGGAACUGUUGUGUGCAAGGCUGUUGCUGGGAAGCCGGCUGCCCAGAUCUCUUGGGUCCCAGAGGGAGACUGCUUCACUAUGAAUGAAACUCACAAUGACAGAACAGUGACUGUGAAAAGCAUUUGUACCUUGGAUGACUUCAAUGAGUCUGAUCUCACCUGCUUCAUUUCCCAUUUGACUGGAAACGAGAGUCUGUCCAUAGAACUUCAAUCCCAUAGGGCUGGGGAGUCACGAAUUGCAUUGAUUCUUGGGAUUGUGGAAUUUUCCAUUUUGGGUGGCAUUCUGAGCCUUGGAGAAUGUCUUCUCUUUAGGAAGAUCAAUGGCAGCAGGUAUUGCAACAGCUGCCUCCGUCACAAACUCUGUGCCCAGCCUCUUCAACUACAGGAUGAAGAUGAUGGACAGAGGUCCUGGGGACCAUCUACAGCUACUGCCACUGCUGUGGGCAAAAUUGUCACAGCCAUGUUGUGGGGGCAAGCUAAAAUGUUCCGAAGCUACCCUGGGCAGACAGAGACUGCAGCUAUCAGUGUUUGCUGA
Messenger RNA from Trichosurus vulpecula (common brushtail), 990 nucleotides. Its product is annotated as cell surface glycoprotein CD200 receptor 2-like. NCBI's taxonomy places the organism in Eukaryota, Metazoa, Chordata, Mammalia, Diprotodontia, Phalangeridae. Gene Ontology annotation, cellular component: external side of plasma membrane. The record is from RefSeq and is a predicted model, not a curated record. Gene Ontology annotation, biological process: regulation of neuroinflammatory response. Gene Ontology annotation, molecular function: signaling receptor activity.